CCAGAAGAACAUGCUCUUUGUGGUGAGCUUACUCUUGAACUGGCUCUGAUAGGCGGAGUUCUGCCAGACACCCUUUUGAACUAUAUUAUUUGGGCAUUUGAGACAAAUCAACGUAACAAGCUUUGGUCGCGAAGUUGCCGACUGGUGAACAGUGCCUUACAAGGAGUAGAAAAUGGGGAAGAAAAAGCCCUACAGGAUUCUGGCCAAUGGACUAUGGAAGUCAGAGCCUGGGAGGUAGCGCUGGAAGCGGAAUCUGGCGCUAAAGCUUCCCUCGGCGCAGGACUUAAACAGCAGUGGCGAUGGCCAGGUCCAGUUGCUUCUGGCAACCAGGCCUUUUCUAAUGGAUAG
Messenger RNA from Protopolystoma xenopodis, 348 nucleotides. The record is from the annotation of a GenBank genome assembly. NCBI's taxonomy places the organism in Eukaryota, Metazoa, Platyhelminthes, Monogenea, Polystomatidea, Polystomatidae.